AUGGAUACACUUAGAGACUUUGUCCAGAUUUAUUUGCCCCUUUAUGGCAACGUUUCUCACCACGACCCCUGGGGUAGUUAUGGCACCGUUACUGACUACGACCCCUGGGGUAGUUAUGGCAACGUUACUGACCACGACCCCUGGAGUAGUUAUGGCACCGUUACUGACCACGACCCCUGGGGUAGUUAUGGCAACGUUUCUCACCACGACCCCUGGGGUAGCUAUGGCACCGUUACUGACUACGACCCCUGGGGUAGUUAUGGCAACGUUACUGAUGACGACCCCUGGAGUAGUUAUGGCACCGUUACUGACCACGACCCCUGGGGUAGUUAUGGCAACGUUACAGACCACGAUCCCUUGGGUAGUUAUGGCACCGUUACCGACCACGACCCCUGGGGUAGUUAUGGCAACGUUACUAACCACGACCCCUGGGACCACGACCCCCGGGGUAGUUAUGGCAACGGUACAGACCACGACCCCUGGGGUAGUUAUGGCAACGAUACAGACCACGACCCCUGGGGUAGUUAUGCCAACGUUACAGACCACGACCCCUGGGGUAGUUAUGUCAACAUAACAGACCACGACCCCUGGGGUAGUUAUGCCAACGUUACAGACCACGACCCCUGGGGUAGUUAUGGCAACGUUACAGACCACGACCCCUGGGGUAGUUAUGGCAACGGUACAGACCACGACCCCUGGAGUAGUUAUGGCAACUUAUGGCAACGUUACAGACCACGACCCCUGGACUGGAGUAGUUAUGGCAACGUUACUGACCACGACCCCUGGGGUAGUUAUGGCACCAUUACUGACCACGACCCCUGGGGUAGUUAUGGCACCAUUACUGACCACGACCCCUGGGGUAGUUAUGGCAACAUUACAGACCACGACCCCUGGGGUAGUUAUGGCAACGUUACUGACCACGACCCUUGGGGUAGUUAUGGCAAUGUUACUAACCACGACCCCUGGGGUAGUUAUGACAGCGUUACUGACCACGACCCCCGGGGUAGUUAUGGCACCAUUACUGACCACGACCCCUGGGGUAGUUAUGGCAACGUUACAGACCACGACCCCUGGGGUAGUUAUGUCAACAUUACAGACCACGACCCCCGGGGUAGUUAUGGCACCGUUGCUGACCACGACCCCUGGGGUAGUUAUGGCAACGUUACAGACCACGACCCCUGGGGUAGUUAUGGCAACAUUACUGACCAUGACCCCUGGGGUAGUUAUGGCAACGUUACAGACCACGACCCCUGGACUGGAGUAGUUAUGUUAUGGCAACGUUACAGACCACGACCCCUGGACUGGAGUAGUUAUGGCAACGUUACUGACCACGACCCCUGGGGUAGUUAUGGCACCAUUACUGACCACGACCCCUGGGGUAGUUAUGGCACCAUUACUGACCACGACCCCUGGGGUAGUUAUGGCAACAUUACAGACCACGACCCCUGGGGUAGUUAUGGCAACGUUACUGACCACGACCCUUGGGGUAGUUAUGGCAAUGUUACUAACCACGACCCCUGGGGUAGUUAUGACAGCGUUACUGACCACGACCCCCGGGGUAGUUAUGGCACCAUUACUGACCACGACCCCUGGGGUAGUUAUGGCAACGUUACAGACCACGACCCCUGGGGUAGUUAUGUCAACAUUACAGACCACGACCCCCGGGGUAGUUAUGGCACCGUUACUGACCACGACCCCUGGGGUAGUAAUGGCAACGUUACAGACCACGACCCCUGGGGUAGUUAUGGCAACAUUACAGACCACGACCCCCGGGGUAGUUAUGGCACCGUUACUGACCACGACCCCUGGGGUAGUAAUGGCAACGUUACAGACCACGACCCCUGGGGUAGUUAUGGCAACGUUACAGACCACGACCCCUGGGGUAGUUAUGGCACCAUUACUAACCACGACCCCUGGGGUAGUUAUGGCAACGUCACAGACCACGACCCCUGGGGUAGUUAUGGCAACGUUACAGACCACGACCCCCGGGGUAGUUAUGGCACCGUUACUGACCACGACCCCUGGGGUAGUAAUGGCAACGUUACAGACCACGACCCCUGGGGUAGUUAUGGCAACAUUUGA
This is a messenger RNA of Procambarus clarkii (red swamp crayfish), 2082 nucleotides long. NCBI's taxonomy places the organism in Eukaryota, Metazoa, Arthropoda, Malacostraca, Decapoda, Cambaridae. The record is from RefSeq and is a predicted model, not a curated record.